AUGGCUCCCAGCACGGAAUUGAAGGCAUUGAUUGACAUUCUCCACGAGACCAAGAGCUUGUCAGCGGCGCACAAGCGGUAUCUGGAGGAGACGACAAUCCAGCUGCAACCAAAAAAUCAACAACAAGAGGAGGUUCAAUCACGCCUCCAGGCCGUGGUGGACUUGUACGAGCUUGCAGACCACAACGUGGUCCUGGUCCAAGAGGCACUUCAGGACGUCCGAGGCUCGCUGACCGUGGCCGCAGUUGCCAUGAGGAACUAUUCACGUAUCUCCUGCCCGCAAGGGCAGGCUUUCAAGCGGUCACUGUUUCGGCGCGAACCCACGGCGGCGCUCUUGGGCUGGCUUCGGCAUGCCAAGCUGAAGCUGCCAGCCGGUGUCCAGAAUCUCAUCGUCCGUGUACUCCUGGUAGCACUCAAGAAUGAUGGCUUCAAUAUCCUUACUGAUUCUCUAGACCUGCUGGUUUGGGAGGUACCUAACCGAGACAGGGGUAACGAUGAAGAAGACAGCAGCGAUGAUGAUGAUGAUGAUGACGACGACGACGACGAAGACGAAGACGAAGAGGACAGCGAAGAUGAUCAUAAGGAGGACGAAGAUGAGGCAAAUCAAAGACUUACCAUGGCCCAAAAGACACUCGCUACCCUGCGGCGCCUCGCGCUGGUGGUCGAGUACCCAGAAGAUAUCCAGCGCCUGCUGGAUCUGGGCUUCGAGUCUGCGGCUGCAAUUGCGGCCUGCGCUGUAGAGCAGUUUAUUCUGGGCUGUGGCGACGCCAUCCUUGGCAGCGCAGAGCAGAUCCACGCCCUCGCGAGUCUCAUCAACGCCCGAAAUGAGCGUUUGUGGGCUCAGGCCCGUGGCGCCGUCGACGAACCGAUCGCAGCGCUGCGGACGGUGAAUUCAUUGCAGACGGUGGAUUCGUUGCAAACAACGCAAUCCCUACAGGCGACGCAGUCAAUGCCCAAGUUGCACCCACAGCGUGCAGCUGCCGGCGAGGUCCUGGUCGACAUGGACAACGUGGCAUGCGAUGACUGCUGCUCCUUGCUAAGCCCGGCUGCUUACCUGGUGGAUUUACUACGCAUGCUCAAGAACACCUGGGUUGACCCGGCCAAGGGAGCCCAGGGGGGUAGCGUGCUUGACCGGCUAUUGCUGCGGCGCCCGGAUUUGCAAUACCUUGAGCUGUCAUGCGCCAAUACCAAGGUCGAGAUUCCGUACAUCGAUUUGUGUAAUGAGCUGAUGGAGACGCUGGUCGCGGAGCUCGAGGAAGGAAGCCAACCCAUGCCCCGUGCCAGCUCGUACAACUGCCACGACGGCGACACCGCAGCGGAACUGGUGGCCACGCCCCGGAAUAUCCACUGGGGGUUAUAUGACGACUAUGUCGGCCAGCUGGUGACCCCGAUGGCCUCACUCCCCUUCAACCUGCACAUCGAAGCCACCCGUCAGCUGCUGAUUGCUGUAGGUAGCUCCCAGGGCGAGCUGCUCUCCACCCUGAAGUCACCGCACCGGGCCGCUAGCAAGUCGGCGACGGCCUUGGAGCGCGUCGCCGCGGCCGAUGCACUGGGGCUCUCGGACUGGGAGUUUGCUGCCAUCACCAAGGAGGCUCUUCGGCCGUCCGAGCUGGCGGGCUCUGAGCAGCCGCAGCCACCAUCGCCGGUGCAAUGCUGGGGGUUCCCUGCAGAAACAACGAUGGCUACUCUCGGGGAACAGCUGGCCCUGAUCCAAGAGCAGCUACUGCCACGGGCAGGGAUCACUUUCAUAGACCUGGUCGCGGUGCUACAGGUGCCAUGGCUGCACGGGAAGCUUCUGGUGCAGAACCCGCAGACACCGGGCGAUUUCUCCAAGCUGGGCAAGCUGCGACUGCUGGAUACCCAGGGCCAGUCACCGUCGGAGAUACUCUGCGACAGGUUGGGUGCCUUUGUGCGUCUCUCGCUGCGGCUGGGUUGGUCGGCUGCCAUGCUGGAUCAGGCGCUGGAGGCCUGUCAUCCGGGGUACUCUGGCCAGAUCACCGGCGCCAUGCUAGUGCAGCUCGCUGCGAUCCGGCAGCUCGACACCCUCGGCGUCCAGCGACGCCUUCCCUUGCCGACACUACUCGCCAUCUGGCAGGGUGCUGAUGGGAAUGACGAUGACAAGGAGGAUGAUGUCAAAUCCCAUGGACUCUGCAAGUUGCUUGGUGUUCCCGAGGUCAGCGGGGCUCGGCUGCAGACCUUCCUGGGUGAUUCCUGGCCGACAGCUCUACAGGCUCCUUCCCACACGCUUGAUAUUUUCACGCGAUGGAACGCGGUGGUGGCCACAGGUUCGACGGCAGAGCAGCUAUUAAGCCUGGCAUCAUCGUCGCCCGAGGAGCAUCUCAGCGAUCCGCAAGUCCUAUCGGUGGUCACCAAGCUAGCCUCAGACAUGCUCAGCCAGCCCGCCAACAGGCUCCUGCCGUCACCUUUUCUCUUGGAACAGCUUGGCCGCCUGAAUACCGACGUUGAACAGCGGGUACUCGAGAUCCUGAUCUCCUCGCUAGCUACUCAAGUCGACAGUAUCCGCACGAUCCUGAAGCAGGAAGGGCGGCAGCAGCAGCAGCAGGAGCCAAAAAAUGAGCAGCCAGCAACCAGCGUGCCGGCAGCUCUCCUGACGGCGGUGGGCGGGUUCCAUCGCGAAUUCGUACGUGGCUUGGUGUUGAUUCGGCAGUCAAGUCUGUCGCCGGCCCUGCUCGCCCGUGUACAACAAUCCCCGGCCCUGCGACUGAACCCGUCGUGCUGGUCACUAGAUGAGGUCGAACGAGCUAUGCGGAUGGCCACCGCCCCGGUUGAGCUUCUCCUGUGGGCGGCCGAGACAAGCAGUAACACCAGCUCAACAGUUGAGGACUUCGAGAAACACGUUGCCGCCGCGCUCGGUGUAGCGCCCUCAUAUGCCCGGGCCCUGCUGGAUCUCAACUAUCCACAGAGCAAUCUGGCAAGCCGGGUAGCGCUGCUGGGAGCUGCCAGCAUCGCUGAACCGCACCGACUCGCACGCCAGGUAGGAUGGUUCCGGAAGUGUGGCUGGCCAGAGGAAAAACAUCUGCCAGUGCUGUUCGGCCUGGCAGAGCCUCAGCCACGCUUGUCGGGUACGGAGGCAAUCGUCACGGCGCUGGCGAGCCGGCCAGGGCCACUCGCAGCGAUGCACGAGGCGCUGCGCGAGCGCCGGCGUGACGCCCUGGUGCAGUAUCUGCUGCAGAAUAAGAUUGUGCGCGGGUGCAACGUGCACGACGCUGAUGCCCUCUUCGAGUACUUGCUACUGGACGUGCAGAUGGGGGCGGCGAUGCGCACCAACCGGAUGGCCCAGGCAAUCGCCAGCGUCCAGUUGUUCGUGCAGCGCUGUCUGCUGGGUCUGGAGCCGGAGAUCGCCGCAAAUUCGAUAAAUGUGGACCGCUGGGCGUGGAUGGGCCAGUAUCGCAUGUGGGAGGCCAACCGCAAGGUCUUCCUCUACCCGGAAAACUGGGCGGACCCGACGCUGCGCGACAACAAGACGCCGGCCUUUGCGGAGCUAGAGCGCGGGAUGAUGCAGAGCGAGCUCACAGAGGCGACAGUGACAUCCCUGAUCAAGACGUACAUCUUCCAGACCCACGACACGGCGCAGCUGCUCGUCCAGAGCUACUGCUGGGACCGCACCGCCGAAAAGAAAGCAUACGUUGUCCACCUCUUUGGCCGCACGCGCACCGCGCCCUUUGUUUACUACUACCGCCGAAUGGAUUGCCGCGUAGGAGACAAGACGGCGGUGCCGCGUUGGUCGCCAUGGGAGCGGUUGGCGCUCGACAUCCCAACCCUCACCACAGACGAGCACGGCCGGGGUUUAGAUGAACCGGGAACGUACCUCAUUCCCACCAUGAUGAACCAACAGCUGCAUCUCUUCAUCGCGCACAUCAGCUCCAAAACGCGGCCACUCGCUGACCCCAGCAACAACAUGUCGAAGGACGGCAAAUCCGUCGAGCCCGGAAAAGCACCGGAUGACUACUGGGAGAUCAAGCUUGGGAUGAGCAUCCUGCGGGGGACGCAGUGGUCUCCCGUGUGCAUCUCUCAUGAUAGCCUCUCGGUGGACCGGCUAGCUGGAGUCGACGAACAACCCGGGCUACCCUCAGUGAGUUCCUUCCACUUUUGGGAGGACAGAAUCCGUGUUACCGAGAUGGUGAUGGAUGAGGAAAACCCCGGGAUGACCAAAGACGUGUAUAGCAGCCGUCUGGCCAUCAAGGUCGGUCGCUGGGUGCUGAAAACUGGUCAACCUAUCGCAGUGCCCGUGGGCAGCUUCGAACUCAAGGGCCAUGAGAUUGUGGCCGUGAAGCCAUACACGCCGGAGGGAGUGGAGGUGAAAUACACGGAGACCAAGCAGACCGUCUUUGGGCGGUUCAUCUCCGAGCCCGGGUUUGCGAGCGACUUCAAGGCGGGGCAGCGUCCCUUCAUAACAGAGAAGAAGGAAACGGUCGUUAUGGCGGACAUGCCGGCCGGCAGCAUCCCCGACACCGCAUUGCGCAUCGCAAAAUGGACGACCUCGCUGGUGAGCAACCACGGGUCUACAGGCCUGGUGACCGAGGUCGCCCAGUGUGACUCGGACCGCGUUGAAGUGUGGAUGGCGGUGCGCAUGGAUAACAAUAAGGACAACGACAAGGAGCCAGCCGUCGCUCCAACGGCGGUUAGGAUGGACCACAUCGUGUCGCCAGCUCUGGUCCAGGCAGCGAGCGUGUAUGACGACAUUGCCGCCAUCUACCAGGCCGCUCUGCAGAAACCCAACGCCGUGCGACCCAAUGUGGCUGCCAACGUCUACGGCGGGUUCAACGAUGCGCCGUACAAGGAGACCGCCACCCCGGCAGCCAUCUACACCUGGGAGCUGGGGUUUCACGCCAUUCUGCUGCUGAUGGAGCGUCUGCUGGCUGUGCAAAAAUUUGACCUCGCCCUACGGGUUGCACGCCUGGUGUUUGACCCUUCCAUGGUCCAGCCGCAGGCGCAGAAUCAGACGACGGCAACAGCGGCCACGACGGCCUGUUGGCGGUUUGCCCCCUUCCAGGACAAAACCGUGACCGAGGCGGGCUCGCUGGUUGCACUUCUGAACAAUACCAAGCCCACCAGCGGUGUCGAGGACACCAUGGUUGAAACCGUGCUGGAGUGGCGGAAGAACCCUUUCAACGCGCAUGCGGUGGCGCGUAGCCGGCCUUUGGUGUACAUGAAGCGCGUCGCGAUGAAGUACGUGGAGAUUCUGAUCGCCGCGGGUGAUCACCACUUCCGGCAAUUCACGGCUGAGAGCAUCGCGCUGGCAAUCCAACGUUACGUGGAGGCCGCACACGUCUUCGGGCCUGCCCCGGCGCGCAUCCCCAAGAGCCGCGCCGCGGCGGUGCGCAGCUACGCGCAGCUCUCCAAGGAGCUUGACGACCUGUCCAACGCUCGCAUCGAUAUGGAGGUGCUGUUACCCUUUUAUCCGGGUGCUGGCAGCAGCGGCAGCAUGUCUACCACCACGGGUGGUGGGACACCAACGACCAUUAUAGGCGUUACGCCGACCUCAUACUUCUGCGUGGGCAUCAAUCCGGAGGUGGUCAAGCUGCGGACGAUGAUUGACGACCGCCUGUCCAAGAUCCGGCACUCGCUGGACAUCCACGGCCAGCUGCGUACUCCGCCAUCGGCAGGCGUGCCCAUUGACCCCCUCGAGGCUGGCCGGCGACUAGCGGUGUGGGGUCCAAGCGGCAGCACCACGACUACGGCGCCGCCUUGGGGGGGUGACGAUGACGGGCCGAUGCCCAAUUACCGGUUUGUGCAUCUGCUGCAAAAGGCGCUGGAGUUGUGCCAGGAGCUCAAGUCCAGCGCGGCCAGCUACCUGUCCAUCCGCGAUCGGCAAGACGCGGACGCCCUGGCGCUGCUCAGCGCCGCGCACGAGGCCACCGUGCACACGGCUAUGCUAGAGCUCAAACAGGGGCAACUCACUGAGGCGGAGAAAACGCUGGAGAUUCUGGAAGAGUCGCAGCGGGGGCCACGCCUCCGCCUCGAGUAUUUUGCCGCGCUGACUGGAGACGAGCUGGCGACGAAGAAGACGGCGGCAGCGGCGGCAGCGGACUUUGUGCCAAUCGAGCAGCAGCUGGUGCCCCUGUCCAAGUCGGUGGCGCGCUCCGGGCGAUUGGAGCUGGGGCACAUGAACGUGCUCGAGGCGACGGAGAUCGAGCAUGCCGUGUGGGCAGGUUCUUUUAAUGUAAUGGCAUCCGGGAUGGACGCGAUUGCGAGCGGGCUAGCCAUGCUGCCUGCGCUAUCAACCCAGAUGGCCCCCUGGGGUAUUGGGGUCAACAUCUCUGCCCCGCCCUGGGGCCAGCACUUUACGCUGGGGGCCAGCAACGCGCGGUGGCAGGCGCAGAGCCACAACGAGGAGAGCGUGCAGGCGGCACGCGUCAAUCGAUUACAGCAACAGCUGCAGGAACGCCGGCUCCAGGCCAAUAUAGCGGGUCUCGAGCUGCAGGGCAUCCAAAGGCAGGUGGAGCAGCAGAGGCAGCGCAUCGCCAUGGCCAAGAAGGAUCUAGAACUGCAGCGCACCCAGAUCGCUCACGCCCGCGCCGUCGUCGAGCACCUGCAGAGCAAAUGGACCCGCAAGGAGCUAUACAUCUGGCUGGACGGCCAGAUGCGCGAUCACCUCUACCAGACCUACCUGCUGGCCCUGCAGAUGGCUGGCCGCGCCGAGCGCGCCCUGCGCUUUGAGACGGGCGGUGUCUCGUCAUCUUCGUCCACCACGACCGCCGUCACCGGGGCGUGGGAUGCGGCGGCCGGCGGCCUCAUGGCCGGUGAGACGCUCUACCGCCGGCUGAAGCAGCUGGAGUGCGCGUACGUCGAGCACAAGCCGGCUGGCCUGGAGAUCCGGAAGAAUGUCUCGCUGCGCCAGGUGAAUCCGCUAGCUUUGCUAUCCCUGCGCGAGAAUGGCACAGCCUCGUUCUCGCUACCCGAGGCGCUCUUCGACCUAGACUAUCCGGGUCACUACCAGCGGCGGAUCAAGAGCGUGACGGUGAGCAUUCCGUGUGUGCUGGGCCCAUACGGCAGCCUUAACUGCACGCUGACGUUGACGUCGCACUGCUAUCGCAUCGAUCCUUCGGUCGACAGCGGAUACAAGUCCAGCGGGGAGCAGGACGCCCGAUUCCAUGUGGACAAGAUCCCCAUCAGCGCGAUCGCGGUGAGCCACGGGCAGAACGACAGCGGCGUGGCCAUGCUGGACUUCCACGGCGAGCGCUACAUGCCCAUGGAGGGCGCAGGCGCCAUCAGCACGUGGACCAUCGCCCUGCCCAAGAAGUACCGUCAGUUUGACUACCGCAGCAUCUCCGACGUGGUGCUGCAAAUCCAAUACACGGCUCGCGAUGGAGGGUCGGCUCUGGCCGAGGCUGCCACAACAGCGCUCACGACAUACCUGGAGGGCGCGGCGAAGAUCUCCGAGGCUGCAGGACUGUUUGCACUGCUCGAUCUUCCCAACGACUUCUCCAUGGCCUGGCACGCGUUCAAGAAGCAACCAUCCCAGGCGGUAUUGCCUCGCACCCUCCCACUGGGCAACCUGCCUAAUUUCGUGCCCUUUUAUGCGCGACAAAGCAACGGUUCGGUGACAAUCGACGAGAUUUAUGUCCUCCUCGACCAGAAGGCGGGCGGCGCCGGCGAUUCUAUCUCCUCGCUCAAGCUGUCAGCCAACGGCCACGAACUGCGUCUCUUGGACGACACGACAGACGUGAGAGAUGUUAAACUCCCUGGAAUGAAGUGCUUCCACUCCAAGGGCCUCACGGUCCCUCUGCUGUCCUCUGGCCUCUCCCUUACCUUUGACGUGAAAAAGGAUCCUGGAGCUCUGACGACGGAUGAACUGGACGAGAAGAGGGCAAAGGAUGUCACUGGACUGAUUGAUGGACUGACUCGAGGAUUUAUUCUCUUUCGAUACAAGCUAAGCUCGGGUUCUUCCUGGUGA
Penicilliopsis zonata CBS 506.65 is the source of this 7917-nucleotide messenger RNA. RefSeq lists its product as hypothetical. The transcript has 2 exons. The record is from RefSeq and is a predicted model, not a curated record. NCBI's taxonomy places the organism in Eukaryota, Fungi, Ascomycota, Eurotiomycetes, Eurotiales, Aspergillaceae. The coding region runs from base 1 to 7917 and encodes 2638 amino acids.